UACAUCUGUGUUUCAAUGGAGUCAAUGAUGCCUCUCAAGCUCAUCUUCUUCCUCACAUUCUUCAUCCACCUACACCGGUACUCAUCGGCCUCUAUACUCCCCAAAGAAGCUCACCCUACAAAAUCGGGCUACCUCACGGUCAAUGCCACCACCGGCUCAGCUAUUUUCUAUGCCUUUUAUGAAGCCCAAAAUCCCAAUGACACUUCUCUUUCUCAAACCCCACUUGUUAUUUGGCUUCAAGGUGGACCUGGUUGCUCCUCCAUGACCGGAAAUUUCUACGAACUCGGUCCAUGGAGAGUAACACCUUCUAUGAAGCAAAACGUCAAACACCUUGAACUCCAACCUAACCCUGGUUCUUGGAACCGAAUAUUCGGCCUUCUUUUCCUUGAUAAUCCGAUUGGAACCGGCUUUAGCAUCGCUUCGACACCGGAAGAGAUCCCAACAGAUCAACAAGCUGUAUCAAGGCAUCUGUUCAUUGCGAUAAGAAAGUUUAUUGCUUUAGACCCGUUGUUUAAAUCUCGUCCAAUUUAUAUUACAGGUGAGAGUUAUGGUGGAAAAUACGUGCCAUCCAUUGCGUAUUACAUCCUCAAAAGAAACCCCCUUUUAACCCCUUCGAAACGUGUCAACUUACAUGGAUUGGCAAUCUCAAAUGGGUUAACCGAUCCGGAAACCCAAGUGGGUACUCAUGCUUUGCAAAGUUACUAUUUUGGUUUGAUCAAUGAAAAACAGAAAACCCAAUUGGAGAAGCUUCAAUUCGAGGCUAUUCAGUUAACAAAAGCUGGUAACUGGAGUGAUGCUACGGAUGCAAGAACCAAUGUGUUGAGUUUUCUACAAAACAUCACAGGUUUAGCUACUUUGUUUGACUUCAGGAGGCAUCGUCUUUAUGAUACUGAUUGGGUGGUAGACUACUUGAAGGACCCAGAGGUUAAAAAGGCAUUGGGAGUGGAUGAGUCAAUGGUUUUUGAGGAGUGUAGUGAUGUGGUUAGUGCAGCACUCCAUUCAGAUGUGAUGAAGAGUGUGAGGUUCAAGGUGGAGUAUCUUGUUAAGAACACUAAGGUAUUGCUGCUUCAAGGGCAGUGUGAUUUGAGAGAUGGGGUGUUUUCUGCUGAAUCUUGGAUGAAGAAGAUGAAAUGGGAGGGGCUUCAGAAGUUUCUGGAUGCAGAAAGAGAUGUUUGGUAUGUGAACGGUGUGCUUGCAGGUUAUGUGCAGAAGUCAGAUAAUUUGAGCCAUGUGGUGGUGUUAGCGGCUGGGCAUUUCGUGGCAACCGAUCAAGCUGUGAAUUCUCAAGCCAUGAUAGAAGAUUGGAUUCUUGAUAGAGGUUUGUUUGUCAAUAAGCACAUUCAAAAUCUAUUUACUGACAUUUGAAAUUUUUGUUGUACUAAAUUUGAGAGCAUUGGAAUGACACUCCUGAUGAAAAUCUAUGGAUUUGCUUACCAUCAAUCAUAUACUCUGAUCUUCAAAACUGUUAUCGUCGUUUUCUUGACGUUUGUACUAUGAAUGAACAUUUGUUCGAUUGAUUCUCA
Molecule: messenger RNA, 1523 nt
Organism: Cynara cardunculus var. scolymus (artichoke)
Lineage: Eukaryota; Viridiplantae; Streptophyta; Magnoliopsida; Asterales; Asteraceae
Product: serine carboxypeptidase-like 50
Exons: 1
Coding region: 16-1365 (449 amino acids)
Biological process (GO): proteolysis
Molecular function (GO): serine-type carboxypeptidase activity
Source: RefSeq, a predicted model, not a curated record